Molecule: messenger RNA, 660 nt
Organism: Quercus robur (English oak)
Lineage: Eukaryota; Viridiplantae; Streptophyta; Magnoliopsida; Fagales; Fagaceae
Exons: 2
Coding region: 1-660 (219 amino acids)
Source: RefSeq, a predicted model, not a curated record
AUGCCCUGUCUUUGCCACCUCCACAAUGAUACUCUCGUUGUUAGCAUAUGGGUAGGAGACUACAACACCCAUCGAGUCCUGGUCGAUAAUGGAAGCUCAGUUGAUAUCCUGUAUUACUUGACAUUCCAACAAAUGAGAGUCGAGAAAGAACAACUCAUACCUACCAAUGCACCACUCAUUGGGUUUAGAGGCAUGAAAGUAUACCCUAUUGGGGUAAUUACACUACCUAUAACGAUCAGAGAUUACCCUCAACAGAUCACCAAUGAUGUGAUUUUCCUAGUCGUCGACUGCUUAUCCGCUUACAAUGCCAUACUGGGUCGACUUACACUCAAUUUGUGGAAGGUCGUGACUUCAAACUAUCACCUGAUGAUCAAGUUCCCCAUCGAGUGUUGGGUAGGAGAGGCUCUGAGCAUAGAAGAGCAACAGACAGUUGCAAAGCCCAUUGAGGAGUUGGAGGAGAUAUUUCUCGAUGAUUCUAGACCUAAAUGGACAACCAGGAUCGGCAGCCUUGCCAUUUCACCUGUUCGUCAAGCGCUCACGACCUUCCUAAGAAAGAGCCAGGAUGUCUUUGCCUGGGGCCACGAAGACAUGCCCGGGAUCGACCCAUCAGUCAUGGUUCACAGGUUGAACGUAUCACCCUCUUUUCCCUUUAUCCGCUAG